Rhizophagus irregularis DAOM 181602=DAOM 197198 is the source of this 900-nucleotide messenger RNA. The record is from RefSeq and is a predicted model, not a curated record. Lineage: Eukaryota; Fungi; Glomeromycota; Glomeromycetes; Glomerales; Glomeraceae.
AACAUAUAAAAUAGAAUAUUUAUGGCGCAUUCAAGCAUUUUUAAUUUACCGGAACUAUUAGAGCGAAUUCUAUAUUUCUUAGCAAUAGAUAAGUCACUAUACCCUGCUCUAUUUGUUAGCCGGCUUUGGUACAGAUGUGGUGCCCCUAUCCUAUGGAGGCGUAUUGAGCUAAAAGGAUGGGAAGAAGAAGAUCGAACUCGAUUAGAAAGAUUUUUAAAAAUAGUACCCGGAGGAGGAAGAAAACCAGUUUAUAGCUCAAAACUAACCCAUCUUAAAAUAACACACUACUAUUCACUUUCAAAUAAAAAAAUCAAAGGCAUUGUGCAUACUUUCCAAAAUAUAAUUCAUUUAGAUUUUGAAGGAAGUACGGACUGUAUUGGUAAAACUCUAAAGCUAAUAGCGAAAUCAUACCCAAAUUUGAAGUAUCUCAAUAUAUCCACUUUAUGGGGAUUACGGGGAAAAAUGAUAUAGGUCUAACUGCAAUCGCAGAAUUAUGCCACAAACUAGAAUAUCUAAAUAUCUCUAACCAUACAGAAUUUUCCGAACAAUCAAUUUGCAAUAUUAUUCGUUCCUGCCCAAGGCUCCAGCAUCUCUACCUUGGCUUUUGUGAAAUUACUGAUAUAACUAUCAAAGAAAUUGCUAGAUCUUGUCUUAACAUAAAGUAUCUCAAUUUGGAAGGGUGUAUUUAUAUUAGCAAAGAAGCCGUAGAUCAGCUCAUUUCUCUUAAUCCAAAUAUCCAUGUAGAGAAUUUUAUGGAAACUUUAACGCCUCCUGAUCUCAUUGGACUAGUUAGAAAUCAUCUUACACAGAACAACGUUGCUAGUAGACAGAUUUUAGCUCGGAGUCUUCAGAAUCUUUUAGGUCGAGGUAACUUGCAGUGGUAUUCCGAUCCAGGGUUGG